AUGUGCUGUGUAGAAUGCUUCGAUUGUUCCGACGUCUUUUGUCGACUCUGGAAACUAACUAAGGAGUGGACGCUGGCUUCGAUGAGUAUAUUCAAGUGUUCCAACCUCUGUUUCACGAAGUUGGACGAGAAUAAGGAGAAGCCAGCGGAAAUCAACAACAACGUGAUCAGCAUUGUCUCGUUGCUGAUCAACGUCUGGAUGUCUCCACAUGAAAAUUAG
Molecule: messenger RNA, 219 nt
Organism: Necator americanus (New World hookworm)
Lineage: Eukaryota; Metazoa; Nematoda; Chromadorea; Rhabditida; Ancylostomatidae
Exons: 3
Coding region: 1-219 (72 amino acids)
Source: RefSeq, a predicted model, not a curated record